UUGUCCCCCCUCACUCCGCCCUUGAUAAAUAUAUUUUAUGGGCCAAGAUGAGCGUCGAGGAGCGACCGCCGGCAUUUGUGUGCAACGUUCAACUGAAUGUGGAGCCCUGCGAGCGACCUAGGCAGCCACCGGGAUGUCCGACACCCAUUGACUCACGCAGCACCGAGUCCGAGCAGCAGCAAUCGGAGGAGUGCUGCGUGGAGGUGGAGAAUGUGACGGUCAAGUUCCGGCUCUCCGAGUCAGACAUUGUGGCCCAGGUGUAUCCGAACUGCAUGACCCUUGCAGAAGUGAAGCAAGACAUUGCUCGCAAGUUUGAGGUAGAGCCUGAGAUGUUGGUGCUCCUGCAGGAUGGUAGCGUGCUCUGCGACAGCUUACCCAUCAACUCCACUGCCUUGGAUGAUUUCGGGAUCCAUGAGUUCCAGCUGGAGCUGAACAGCAAUGCUAACGCCAGUCAGACCUCGCUGCCCAAGUUGGACUUGGAAGUCUACUUCGACAAGCACCGCCUGGCAGACUUCAUCACGGUCCACAUUUCCGGAGAGGACACUCAGGAUGGCCAGCCGAAGAAUGUGGUGGUGGAGAUCGAAAAUGCGGCAAUCGUCAAGCCCUUUUUGUGUGGUUACCGGGAUAAGGUUAGCGGAAAGGAGUAUCUGGAUGCCUUCACCCAGACAGGGCCCUACUUCGAUAAGAUCAAGUACAGGAAGUACAAGUCCAGGGAUACGCAGACAUGGGAGCCCAAGGAAAAGAUUCUGAACACGGCCCACGAGCAGUCGGUACAAUGCCACCUAGAUGGCAUCAACAUCAUGUAUGUGUCCGCAGCCAAUGAUUUCACCAUUGUCCCUGGAAAGUACCAGACCUUUGCCCAGAAGGAGCGGGCUGAACGGAAGCUCGAGAAGAUUCUGCUCAUUCAGCGCAACUGGAGACGCUGGAUCCUCUGGAAAUACAUCCACAAGCGGGCCGCAGAGUAUCGUCGCCUGGUGCAGAAUCGCGAGCAGGAGGACGAGCGGUACGAAAAGUGCGUGGAGCAGCGCGUGGAACGGCACCGGGUGGUCAAGCAGUUUCCCCGCAGCAAGGACGACUUCGAUCUGCUCUUCGCGGAGGUGGCACGCUGGAAGAAGGCCGAGCUAAAGCGGAUCACGGCCAACUAUGAGGGCCCCGCCCGCAUUGCCGAGGUGAAUAUCCUGCUGGACAAGGAGAUUCAGCUGCUGAACGGUGUGGAGCGGCAGCGAAAUCUAGUCUACAAGUCCAUGGAGGAGUUCCGCAACGAUCAGCUGCUGAAGGAGAUGGGCAAGCCGAUUGAGUGGAUUGGCUACAAGGACUCGAAGAUCCACAUGGACCUCUUGAGCACACAGCGCGUGCGCUUUCUCACAGAGAUCUACAAGGAUAUGCGUAAGCCGCGCAAGAGGGAUGAUCGCCUGGAAUUCAUUCGCCAAGUGAUGGCUGUGCUCACAGAGGAGACAUGUUAUCCUAACUUUCCUGAGCUCUUUGACUUAUUCGAUCGUGAAAAGAAUCUGCUGCUAUACGCCAAAUCCAGUGAUGUGGAAAUUCUGCGCAAGCGCCAGAGCAUUCUCUUCUUUGACCUGAUCAAGUUCCAAAAGGACAAGCCCAAGAAGAGGACGCCCUCGCGCAUGUGCAUCGUCUGCAAGAAGGUCAAAACGUUUGCCGAAUUCGCCAUUCGUACACGCCAGAGCCAUGUGGACACCUGCAAGCACUGCUACUAUCUUAAGCUCACGGCCACGGAGAACACUGUCUACCAGUCCAUCCUGCGGUGCAUUCACCGGGAUGAACGCAAACGCAAGUGCGCCACUUCGUUCGCAUUUGUAAUGCAGCCGGACGAUGUGCGUCACAUCAUUGACAAGAUUUGGCAUGGACACUCGGCCCUCAGCAAAUCGGAGAAUCUCAGCGAACUAAGAUUGCCGCGUUGGAUUAAGAGCGAUGACUGGGCUCCCUGGAACUGCAUUUGCCUGACGGAGCGGGAGACUCGGGACCACUACAAGAUUGACGAUAUCGAUAAAGUUUACGAUCCAAAGUUCAUACUGCACAUAAGCAACCUGCACAUGCUGGCCCGCAGCCUGUUCCAUACUUUGGCUGCCGUGGCCAUCGAAUUCCAGGAGACAGGCCAGUGGUGGAAGGUGGGCAUGAAUAAGCAACGCUCAAGCCAGCUCGACGCCGUUUAAACCAUUUAAAAAUAUGCUCAAUCUGUCACUUAAAUUACGUGUCUGCGCUUUUCUUAAAUCGAUCUACAGAACACACUCCAACAUUUGGGUUUAGCAUGUAAUUCAGCGCCUAAUUUUACAUUUACAAAAUUUAAACAAUUCAAAUGUUGAUCAAACAUUACAAGGAAAAUAAGUAUAUUAACUACAACUGCAA
Drosophila kikkawai is the source of this 2367-nucleotide messenger RNA. RefSeq names its product IQ motif and ubiquitin-like domain-containing protein. Gene Ontology annotation, cellular component: acrosomal vesicle; motile cilium. Gene Ontology annotation, biological process: cilium assembly. The record is from RefSeq and is a predicted model, not a curated record. Lineage: Eukaryota; Metazoa; Arthropoda; Insecta; Diptera; Drosophilidae.